Molecule: messenger RNA, 3175 nt
Organism: Mobula hypostoma (lesser devil ray)
Lineage: Eukaryota; Metazoa; Chordata; Chondrichthyes; Myliobatiformes; Myliobatidae
Gene: aldh4a1
Product: aldehyde dehydrogenase 4 family, member A1
Exons: 15
Coding region: 227-1897 (556 amino acids)
Molecular function (GO): L-glutamate gamma-semialdehyde dehydrogenase (NAD+) activity
Source: RefSeq, a predicted model, not a curated record
UAGGUGCCGAAAGUCGGGACAGAACCACGGGAGGGGGGGGGAAAAAACUCAGCGGAGCGUCGCCGUAACCUGAAACAGUGACGGGAGCUGAAGCGCAAAGGCGGCCUUGGCCUGUUUUGCCGCGUCCGGAACGCCGGCUGACGAACAGGGGAGGGGGGCGUCCGCUGGCGAGCGCGAGCUUGAAGACCGUCCGGCGUCUCGCGAGGCUGCAGUGAGCGGCAGCGCCAUGUUGAGCCUGAGGCGACUCCUGGCCAAGAGCAGGUCGGGAUACUGCUUGAAACACACAGCUGCAGUUGCUGUAAAGAAUGAACCAAUCCUUGAAUUUAAACCAGGAAGCUCAGAACGGCAAGCUCUACAGAAGGCUCUGAAUGAUUUGAAGGGACGAACACUUGAAAUACCAUGUGUUAUUGGUGGCGAGCGUGUCUGGACUAAAGAGAUACGAUACCAACUAUGUCCAUUUAACCAUUCACACAAGGUGGCCAAAUUCUGCUAUGCUGACAAGGAUUUAAUUAACAAAGCAAUUAAUGCAGCACUGUCUGCCCACAGAGAAUGGGAUCUCAAACCUGUCGAGGAUCGAGCUCAAAUAUUUUUUAAAGCAGCUGACCUGAUCAGUGGGCCAAAACGUGCAGAGCUAUUGGCUAGAACUAUGAUCGGCCAGGGAAAAACAGUAAUUCAAGCAGAGAUUGAUGCAGCAGCAGAACUAAUUGACUUCUUCCGAUUCAAUGCCAAAUAUGCGUUGGAACUCCAGCAUGAACAGCCAAUUAGUGAAUCGCCAAGCACAAACACAACUCUGUACAGGAGUCUAGAAGGCUUUGUAGCAGCUGUUUCUCCAUUUAACUUCACUGCAAUAGGUGGAAAUCUGGCAGGAGCUCCAGCACUUAUGGGUAAUGUGGUGGUCUGGAAACCCAGCGACACUGCUAUGGCUGCUAGUUAUAAUGUGUAUGAAAUACUUCUUGAAGCUGGACUUCCACCAAAUGUCAUUCAGUUUGUGCCAGCUGAUGGGCCACUAUUUGGAGAAACCAUUACAAAGUCUGAGCACUUGGCAGGAAUCAAUUUCACUGGCAGUGUCCCAACAUUUAAACAUCUUUGGAAGCAAGUGUCUGCAAAUCUGGAUAAGUACCGUUGUUUUCCCCGCCUAUCUGGAGAAUGUGGUGGUAAAAACUACCACUUUGUGCAUAAAUCAGCUGAUGUUAGCAGUGUUAUAAAUGGUACCAUUCGUUCUGCUUUUGAGUAUGGAGGACAGAAAUGUUCAGCGUGUUCAAGGUUGUAUGUGCCUGAUUCACUGUGGCCUGAAAUAAAAAAGAAUCUUCUGGAGGAGCAGAAGAACAUAAAAGUGGGAAAUCCAGCUGAGGACUUCACAACAUUCUUUUCAGCCGUUAUUGAUGACAAGUCUUUUGCCCGAAUAAAGAAGUGGAUUAAACAUGCACAAUCCUCCCCAAAUUUAACAAUAAUUGCAGGUGGAAAAUGUGAUGAUGAAGUUGGUUAUUUUGUGCAGCCAUCAAUUAUAGAGACAAAGGAUCCUCAAGACCCUAUAAUGAAAGAGGAAAUUUUUGGACCAAUUGUAACUGUGUAUGUUUAUCCAGAAGACAAGUACCAGGAAGUUCUUCACUUGAUUGAUACAAGCACACCUUAUGGCCUCACAGGUGCAGUCUUUGCACAAGAUAAAAGUAUUAUAGCUGAAGCAUGCCAAGUUUUGCGAUUUUCUGCUGGAAACUUCUAUAUCAAUGACAAGUCGACUGGCUCAGUUGUUGCACAGCAGCCAUUUGGAGGUGCACGCAUCUCUGGAACUAAUGACAAGGCUGGAGGACCCCACUACAUUCUCCGUUGGACUUCACCACAGUCCGUAAAGGAGACGCAUGUUCCAUUGACCGCAUGGAGAUACCCAUAUAUGGGAUAGAUUUUUAAAAAUUAUGUUGAGCUUCUCCAUUAAACUUUUCUACAGCAUGAUACCUACUGAAAAUUCUUCUUAAAACACUUCAGCUGAUAAAUCACUGUCAGAGGUUUAUUGGCAGCUGUGUAUUUGGGAGGUACUCUUCCGUCCAUUGUAAUCUCUGAGUUCUGGGUGACAGAAUUCUCAGGGCUGCUUCACAAAAGGUCAGAAAUGAUGGCAAGAGUAAAAGACUGGAAAUCAACAGCUUUAAUUGUAUGAAAUUAUCUUCAUUACCUCAGUUUGAUAGUUUAUGUUCAAAGUAUGUAAUUAGCACCAUUGAUGCAGUAAGAUUUUUAUUACAAACACUUCUCUGGUGAUACACAUAAAAGUUGCUGGUGAAUGCAGCAGGCCAGGCAGCAUCACUAGGAAGAGGUACAGUUGACAUUUCGGGCCGAGACCCUUCAGCAACUUUUAUGUGUGUUGCUUGAAAUUCCAGCAUAUGCAGAUCUCCUUGUGUUUGCGUUUUUAAUUUUUCUUCUCUGGUGAUAAUGCAAUGGUAUGACUAAUGUUUGUGUUUCAUCUACAUAAUUCUCAAAAAAAUCACUAUCUUCCAAAAUAAAUGCUUAAUAGUAAACCUGAACUUAAAUUGCACUGAAGGAGACACAACGCUUUUGCUGUGAUAUGCUGUGAAUCGCCAGGAAUGUUGACGUGGUUGUGUGAAAUAGAGAUACAGCUCUGGAAAAAAAGAUGGCAAACUGCUGAUUUUGGAACGUUGUUCAUAUUCUGCAGUGAAUUGAUUUAACCAGCAUUUUCUUUUAGAUUUGUGGUUUUGUGUGGUAAUUGAAGCAGUCCAUGGAAUUACUGAGAAGAGCAAUGUAUGGAAAUGAUAUUUGGUUUGUCUUAUCAAAAAAAAGUAUUGAUAACCUGAUUGCAGUGGAGUUAUUCUGUUACUAACUAGAGUCACAUAUUGAUUCAGAAUUUUAGUAAUAAGGAAAAUUUUCAACAAUGAAUAUGAACUUUGUUCCAUAUGUGAAAAUGCACUGGAGUUUUAGCUAAUCUGCUAAUCAGUUGUUUUUACUGAUGAAUGGAAUUAAGUGUGUGUUAAUCUCCUUUGCUUGCCUUCUUGAGUCUGAUGGUCAAUCUCAAAUCUUUUCUAAAAAUGUGAAUACAAUUAUUUCAAUAAAUAGCGCUCUAUUCUGUGUGAAAGAGGUUUUAAAAGAAAAUACUGUCAUGUUUUAUCACUGGUUGCCAUGAGUUUGCGAUAGAAUAGUCAUGAUUUUUUUUCCAAAAUUAAAUUCUUGAUAA